AUGAUUAUUAUUAUUAUUAAGAGACAGACAGUAGACGACCAGUAUAGCGCCUUCAACAGUAUAGAGCUGGUGAAGAAGCGACCUGCUCACCUGAUGGUCUUCCUUCAACAUGUUAUGCUGCAGUUCGACUGCUCCCCUGUGCUGUGUUACCUACAUGCUGACCUCUGUAAGAGUCUGAGCCCGAAAGAGAUGAAGAAGCACUUUGUGGAGUUGUGCAACACCUACCUGGACAAAGUAGCAGUUCUGAAAAUUCAAAUUCCUGUGCAUAUAGCCUAUGAACUGGGUGAGCACAAGAGGAUGAUGGGAAUGACUGCCAAUGAGCGGGAGCUGUCAGACGUUGAGGCCUUCCCUACACAGGAUCGUAUCGCACUGGAGAUUAAGGAGCGGAAUGUGGCCGAGCAGCUGCUGGACAAACUGGCCGAUAUUCAUCCAACGAUUUGCCCCGAUGAAGAGAGAUGCACGGCCAUGUUUACUGCUGUUGUCUCCUACAUGAAGCACCUGGGUGUCAGGACCAAGUCCUCCGACAGCAAGAAAUCCCGACUCUUCUUCAAGAAGAAGCCGAAGAAGCCUGACGAGCCCUCCUCGAAGCACAAGAUCCUGUCCAACCUCCUGAGGGAGACGUCGAGCUGGAUCGGGGGAGGCAAUGUUGAAAGCAGACCGUCUAAAACGGACAGUGAAGGCGACAAGACGUCCCACAAGUCUAACGGCCGACCCUCUGCUGACCCCCCCACCUCUUCCACCCGGAAACCUGGGAGCUGCAGCCUGACUGUGGUGCCCGAUACAAGCGAGGGGUCACAGGUCACCAUCAGCGUGACCAACAGUCCAGACUCCACCCACAGCGACACCGCUGCCUCCAGUGGACGCUCUGACUCCCAGUCUCUCAGCGACAGUGCAGACCAGUCCCCAGGGGCGAGGGGGGGCUCUUGUGCUCCAGAUGCACCCCCUCCCUGCGACACCCCGUCUGAGGAGAGUGCUGAAACAGAGAAGAAGAAACCAAGGUGGGUGUCUUCUGGUGACUGUGGACGGCUGUUGAUCCCUGGGGCCUGGCACAUACUGACACUCACCUACUCUCUCCGUCUCUCUCGCCACCUCUUUGUCUUCUUCUGCUCCAUAUUCUGUUUACAUUCUCCUCUAUCCUUCCCCUCAAUCUUCACCUCCUUCCCCCACCCUUCAUUCCGCCAUAUCCCUCUCUCCCUCUGUUUCUUUCCCCAUCUCUCCACCUCCCCCCCCGUCCCUUCUCCACUCUCUCUCUUUCUCAUCCCAUCCUCUCUCUCCUCUCUUUCUCAUGCUGUGCCUCUCCUCCUCCGUCUGUCUCCCUCCCUCUCUCCGCCCCUCUCCUGCAGGGUGGGAGGAAUAAAGCUGGGCCGCAGCGAGAGCCUGUGUGUGGAGCGCCGCCGGUCCCAUCGCGGCUCGUCUCGGGCGAAGCAGAAUCGCUCCCGCAGCGACGUGGACCUGCAGACGGCCGGCACGGCCACCGGCCCCCCUUCUCCGGCCACCAGCCACCCCCCUAACCACAGACAUGCAGCCUCCUCGGACAGCGUUGCGGUGCAAGCAGACCAGCCCCAGCCGGGCCCUGUCAGCGCGCCAGCGGAGGAGUGCGAGCCCCGCACAGCCGAGCUGGAGCAGGACCCCCCCAACUGGAGAGAGUGCAUCCCGCCGGAGACAUCGAGGACCCUGAACAAGAGGGAGACCAAGAGGCAGGAGGUCAUCAAUGAGCUGUUCCUGACGGAGCACGCCCACGUCCGGAUGCUGACCGUGCUGCAGAACGUCUUCGCCCGGCCCAUGGAGCGCGAGUCCAUCAUGACCUCGACGGAGCUGGAGGCCAUCUUCCCCAACCUGGAAGAGAUCAUCGAGAUGCACUAUUCCUUCUAUGAGAGCCUGAAGAGGCUGCGGCAGGAGAGCAGCUUCAUCGUCAAGGCCAUAGGGCAGACCCUGCUGAGCCGGUUCAGUGGAGCUGAGGGGGAGUGGUUCCAGAAGCUCUCGGCCCGGUUCUGCAGUCAUCAGUCUUACGCGCUGGACUUCAUUAAGGGCCGGCAGAAGAAGGACCCCAAGUUCAACACUUUCAUACAGGAGGCAGAGAGUAAACCACAGUGUCGACGUCUCCAGCUGAAGGACAUCAUCCCCAUUGAGAUGCAGAGACUGACUAAGUAUCCCCUGCUGCUGGAGAACAUUGCCAAGAGCACUGGUCAGUCUGCGUCUCUCCCAGGGCAGUGUUCAUGUACUGGAGUGUCCAGUCAGUGUGUCUGUAUUAACCCCUCUCUCUCUCAGUGCAGUGUUCCAGAUGUCCAGGCGCUGCUUCUCACUGAUAUCCUGGUGCUGCUGCAGAAGCAGGAUGACAAGAUGGUCCUGAAAUGUCAGAGCAAGAGCACCACUGGAGUCCAGGAGGGGAAGCAGAUGCUCAGUCCCAUCAUCAAACUGGGCUCUGUCUUCCUCAGGGAUGUGGCUACUGACCGCAAGGCCUUCUACGUUAUCUUCACCUGGGACAGUGGGGCUCAGAUCUACGAGCUGGUGGCCCAGACCGUGUCGGAGAUGAAGAACUGGACAGAGCUGAUUACAUCUGCAGCUGCUGAUCAGAAGCAGGCAGCUGUGGCCGCCCCUGUGGAGAGGAAGAGAUUCGGGAGUUACGUGCCCCCUGGAAACAUCCCACAGAGCCCCACCCUCCAUAUCCCGUCUCCCCUCAGCCCCACGGACAACGGAGCGAUCUCACUGAAGGAUGCGCACCUGAGCAGCACCGACAGAGACAAGGACAGCCUGCUGGACGGGAGGGGCGGGGCCUCGUGGGCAUCUCUUCUCGCAGCCAAUGGCAUUGAUCCCAUCACUCUAGGACAAGCCUCCGAGGAGAAGUUAGCCAAUGGGGCUCUGGAUGAAGUUCACUCUCUUAAGCGGAUGCUUGUGCGUAGCAUCAGCCUGUCAGAAGAGCCCCAGUCAGAAAUCUCACCUGUGUCUGAGAAUCCCCCCAGUCUUGGGCCAGAGGGGGAGGAGCCUAGUGACCAGAGUGGAGGGGCAGGAGAUGAGCGUCGUGACACUGACAGCCGCCAGUCUCCAGGUGUGUUCCUGGUCACUGAGCAAACACACUGUAUCAAGGUGUCAGUGGCUCAGCCAGGGAGUGAUUCCAGUUGUCUGUGCUCAGAAGAGGGCGCCGCCGCGGAGGGACGAGCAGAGCGGGCAGGCGAGGACGACAGCGGGCCGGGUCAGGAGGAGUGUGGCAUCAGUGCCCCGCUGCUCCUGUCACAUGAUCAGGUGACCACGGUGGAGCGCAGCUUGAAGUUAUUGGAGGAAAAGCUGCGACAGCUGCAGGGUCUGGAGGAGGAGUAUUACAAGCUGCACAAGUGUCUGUCCAAAGCCUUUUUCUCACAGCAGAGUCUCUCCUAGACCACAGUGCCCCCUGCUGGACCCAAAGAUCACUGUUGUUGCUGGACUGUCUGAUGGGGAUUUACGGUUGGGGAUGGAUUAGUGAUGUCUGGACUCCGCUGGCUAGUUUAUGUCCCUCUACUCAUCCUUUCUGGGUAGACUUUUCAAUAUUCUGCUUCUCUGCCUGGCCUCCCACUCUGUGAAGAUUGAGAGUGGCCAGAGCCAGUCAAACCCAGGGCUUUGCUGUGAGGGGGAGGGGGGGGAGGGGCGGGGCAUUCACAGGGGUUGGUACAAGACGAGUCCUGUGACCAAUAAAGAGAAAGUGCUGUGUGCGAGUGGGCGUGUCCACUGCGGUGGCAGGAAAUGCUUAUUACAUUAUCAUUGGGAAGGGUUUUCUGGAUCGGGAGACCAGGGAUCAUAGGCGUUCUCGCAUGUUAAUUGGGUUAAUGCCAACACGCAUGGAGGAUUAAGGAUUUUUGUGAAAUCUUCUGCUGAAACCGGUGAAAAACAGUACAAUCUAUCUGUAUUUCUGUUCUGUGUAUGGAAUGCAGAACGAUGUGUUUUAGAGUUUUAACAUGUUUAGCUAGUUCAUGUCAGCCCUUACCACAUGUAAGGCAAGUUUUUACUUCACAUGUCUCCCUUGAUUGUAUCUUAUGAGACAAUCAUAAUAUAUAACAGACCUUUCAGCACCACAGACUCUUCUUCCCACUCUUUCCUGGUUCAAAUGCUGGAACAGUGAGAUAAUAGAAUAGUGGACAUUUUAUAGAUAAUGAAAUAUCCAUUUCCUGCACUAGUCUGGAGCAGAGAGCUUUAAAGGAGCCCCAGUCUCACUGUGCCCUGUGUCAGUGUUACAGGUAGAGACACAGCCCUUAUAGAGUCAGGAUACUCAUCUCCCUGCAGUCUGGAGCAGAGAGCUUUAAAGGAGCCCCAGUCUCACUGUGAUCUGUGCCAGAGAUACAGAUAAGACUUAAAGUCAGGCUGUUUCCAAAAUCUAACAUGGCCAAAACAAACUCACCUUGUAAUGUUUUCUGCAUGAGAUUUGGGAACCUUUCUGAGGGACUAGAGUCAGUGAUGGACCUCUAUAUAUAAUGGGAAAUAUUAUUUUUUAAAAUCAGCCAAAAACAGUUUUUUUUUCUUCAAUGGUAGUGUUGUUUUAUUUAUUCCAGUUUCCUUUUUGGUGUGUGAUGGCAGCCUGUGUUGCUAUCUGAGGAGUCUGAGUGCCAGUACUGGGGGGCGUGUCCGUAUGGGGGGGGGCGUGGCACCCCGUGAUGCAUGGGGCUCUUUGUCAAGGGAGGGGGAGGAGCCUCAGGCCUGGCCUGCGGUCACCAUGGUUAUUAUUGCUGAUGUUGGCUGCCGUGUCAGCGUGGCUGCAGGACAGGGGCAGCGCUUGUAGCUGGAGUUGGAGGGGACGGGUGAGAGAGGGUGUGAGCUGGAGGUAGCAGAGGAGUGAGAGGACAGUGGAUAGGAAGAUCAGACAAGGGAUAGAGCCGGCUGGCUGGAGGGGUACAGACAGAGGAAUGGAGACUAGCAGUGAGAAGGAUGUGGUAGCUCUGCAGGUGGCCUGUUGCUCCUCUUGACUCUCCCUGGACCUGGAGCCCUCACGCUGCAGACGAGCUGACGCACACCGAGGGCCUGACUGCGGUAUCGACCGGUCUGACUGCACUCGCUGUGUCACAGGACUGGACUGCUGUCCUGUCUCGCUGUGUGACGGGGCCUGACUGCGGAACCGUCCCGUCGUGCUGUGUGUGCUGUGUCACGGGGCCUGACUGCGGUACCGUCCCGUCAUGCUGUGUGUGCUGUGUCACAGGGCCUGACUGCGGUACCGUCCCGUCGUGC
Molecule: messenger RNA, 5187 nt
Organism: Lepisosteus oculatus (spotted gar)
Lineage: Eukaryota; Metazoa; Chordata; Actinopteri; Semionotiformes; Lepisosteidae
Source: RefSeq, a predicted model, not a curated record